AGCCAUUGCCAAUAGGAGAGAAGAAGCCUAGAAGAUCCGCGUAGCGUUUUCCCUUCUUUUCCUUUCUUCGUGCACCGUGCAGCGCAGCAUCACGCGCAUUCCCUCACACAUCCGUAAACAGUCGCGUCUUCUUCGACACACCACACGCGCGCACUGACGAAAUAAGCAAACAAGACAACGAUCCUCUUCUACCUCCUUCUUAGCUUUGCAAAAUGGAUACGGCGGGCCACGAAGCCGCAGAGCCGCAUCCAUCGGUGCCGCAGGAGGAAGGCGUGGCGGGGCACCAUGGCGAAGCACACGCCGACGCGGAGUACGACGAGGGAGACGCCACGGCGACGGAUGACCUCGAGAUGGAGGGGGCAGGGGCCGGCGACAACGAUGAAGAGAGAGACGAGGAGGAAGAGGCCGCCUCCACCGCUGACGUCGACAUGGAUGCGGACGAGGAGGACGAUGAAGAAAUGACCGACGAUGAGGAGGAAGAGGACGAAGAGGAGGAGGAGGAGGAGCAACAAAUCGAGGUGUACCCGCUGCCGCCCCUCCCACCCGUGCACGCCCCGCCAAAGGUGCACGGCAUCGCCACCACGGAGGUCUACAGCAUUAUCCGGGAGCUGCGGCGUCAGAUGGAUGACCCGGUCGAGCGGGAGCGGGCACGGUCCAUGUUGCAGGGCGACACGGACGUGUUGCUGGCGGUGGCGCAGGUGCUGCAGGAGGCGCACCUUCUUCGCCGGUCGACGGUGAACGAGCACGGGGAGGUAGAGGAGCAGUUGGUGCGGCAGCCCGAGGCGCCGAGGCCGUCCUUGCCGACGGGCCACAAUAGCUGGAUUGUAGAGACUCCAGCCAACGUGCGGCGGUGA
This is a messenger RNA of Leptomonas pyrrhocoris, 854 nucleotides long. RefSeq lists its product as hypothetical. NCBI's taxonomy places the organism in Eukaryota, Euglenozoa, Kinetoplastea, Trypanosomatida, Trypanosomatidae. The record is from RefSeq and is a predicted model, not a curated record. The transcript has a single exon. Bases 213 to 854 code for a protein of 213 amino acids.